UCUACUCACAUCACAUCGGUGGUUCCCAAAAUUAAAUCAAUCGUUUGACUAUUUCGUAACAUGAUCCAAAUACGAAAAAAAUUCGCGAAGGAAACCUAGUAUAAAGAUGAAAUUCCUCAAUUACAAAUGUGGUAUUCAAUACACGUACGCUUUAAUAAAUACCACAUACACCUAAAGUACCUACGUAUUGUCUUACUUAACAUAGGUUUCCUGGUUUUUGAACCGAGUUAAUUCGCGCGACGAUUAUUGUCUGCGUUCGGUGUCCGCGGAUUUUACGGUGUACGAUUUCGACCGCUUCGUUACUUUCGUGUCAAUGGGCCAUAACCAAGAGUAAUAGGAAAAAGAUCACUUUUACAUAAAACACGUCUAAUUAUACGCAGACUGUUGACCACAUUGCGAAAAAAACUACCAAGGUGUAAUUUCUGGUAGGUACUCGGUACCAUGAUGUAAUUUUAAUUCCAAAUGAUACGCUUUGGCAUUAGUAUGGUGUGUUUGGUGUGCGAUUUUAGACGUGAACUCGAAUUUGCUCUGAUGAUGGCAUCUGCCGAAAUGUUCCGGGAUAUGUAUUUACGAAUUUUUUCAGUGUCGUGAAUUUUUUUCUGGCCUAUAAAUUGGUGAAAUGUGUCGCGAAAGGAGUUUUUGCAAUAUGUAGGAAACUGAAACUUGCCCAAAAUCAUAACCCACAAUUGGCAAAAUAUGGAGGAAAACUUGAAAAUGCUGGCAUUAAUUUUCAUCUUACUGACUAGUACUCCAGUUUCGGUGAUUACGCAACAGGACAUGCUGAGCAUCAUCGUUUACAACCCUUUAAGCGGUGGAGUAUUCCCGGUCACUUCAUCUUUGGUUUACUCACACAGUCACGAAGAAGCGAUCCUGUUCGACGCUCAGUUCAGUACUAAAGAUGGUCAAAACCUAGAAGUGCUCAUCAAAAGAAGCGGUAAACGUCUAAAACGAAUCAUCAUCACUUGCGGCGACCCGGACUUCUAUUUCGGUCUGGAACCUGUGAGGAAAGCUUACCCACACGUCGAAGUUGUAUCAUCACCUAAGGUGGCAACUCGUAUUCGAGAUACCAAAGACGCCAAACUCAUGUUAUGGGCUCCUAUGUUGAAAGACGGUGCACCGAGUGAACUGUACGUGCCAAAUAUCACUCUAAAAACCACAUUCACAAUCGGUGGUCAACCGCUGGAGUUACGUAGUCGUGAUAAUUACGCGGCCUAUAUUUGGAUACCGCGAAGUAGAGUGAUUUUAGGAGGCACUGGGAUCGGCUGGGGGUUCCAUGUUUUCACAGCUGAUACCCAGACCCCGGAAAUUCGCGCGUCUUGGCGUCAAGUGCUGCAGGAAAUGCUCGAUCUCAAGCCAGAGGUGGUGAUUCCGGGGCAUUAUGUGGGUGACAGGCCACCCGGCGAUGAAGCUAUCAAAUUUACAUUGCAGUAUUUGGAGAUUUUCGAAGAAGUACUCGAGGCGAAUGAUUAUAAAAAUUCGACGGCUGUGAUCGUUACGAUGAAGGCUUUGUAUCCGGGUCUUGGAUUGGAAGGCUCGUUGGAGCUUAGUGCCAAAGUCAAUACGGGUGAAAUGAAGUUUUGAAAAUUGGUGAAAUUAAACGUGAAUGAUACUCGGGCCGAGGUAAAUGAAAAUCGAUAAUUUCUGAGCAGAUUAAUGCGACGAACGAAGUAUCUAAUGAUGAGAUAAAAGAGACAAGUGUUGAUAACAGCUCUCUGCGCGACAGUUGAAUAGAAUUUUAGUGUUUUGAAAAUUUGUCAAAAUAAUUUUUAUUUAGUAAAACGAGUGUUUUUCGAUUUGAGAAUAAUUUUUUUCUGAAAUGUUUACUGGCCUAUCUUUGGAUUCGAUAUCGCUUUUUUUCGUCAUAGUCAAAAUUGAAGCCCGCGGAGAGGUGAUCUAAGUUCAAAAUUUCUAAAAAUAUAUAAUUGGUAUUUGUAGGUUUUCAAAGACACAUCCUGUGAUUCUAAAGUUUAUUUGACUUCAAAAACAAAAUUUCCAUAGUCUCACAAAAAAGGGCUCAAGCUUAAAAUUCCAAAAAAUGAGGUCAAUGUUGGUUGGGGGGAGGGCAAACGGAAUUCAGAAUUGGAAUCCGCUCCCUCGAAGAUCUACAUUUCGAUUACCCUCAUCUUGUAUUUUUCAAAAUUUUGCUUCUCAAGCUUUAGGGUCAGAUAGAUCUCUGAAUUGAAAUAAUCAGUGCGAUCGAAAAAUUCUUCCAAGAGCCCCGAGGGGGGGGGCAUGGCUCAGAAUUUAGAAAAAUAAUAAAUUGCAUUAAACUACAGAUUUUUGAAGGCACUGUUUCUGAUUCAGUGCUCGAUUUGGCAUCAAAAUUAAGCUUCCAAGAGCACUACAAGAAGAUUUGUGGUCCAAAUCCCAAUAAAUAUUGAAGAAUGCAUCAAAUCAAAGGUAUUGAAAUAAUUCUGGAACCUUGUUUGUUCUCCAAAUCGAAAAUGAUGGAAGGGAAUAGCUAAAUUUUGAUUUUGGGCCAUACUUUCAAAUUUCAGAAUAAAAAUCAGCAGCUUUGAAAUGCAUUUUUCAAAAUUUUGGUUCCCAAGCCAUUUUUUAGGCGACUCAAUCAACUCAUUUAGGUAA
Planococcus citri (citrus mealybug) is the source of this 2586-nucleotide messenger RNA. RefSeq lists its product as uncharacterized. Lineage: Eukaryota; Metazoa; Arthropoda; Insecta; Hemiptera; Pseudococcidae. The transcript has 2 exons. The coding region runs from base 697 to 1581 and encodes 294 amino acids. The record is from RefSeq and is a predicted model, not a curated record.